AUGCUGCCGCUUGAGCCCAGACUAAUGGCUGAACUGAGCACGGAGGUUUCAGAUUUCAGGAAUAACAGCAUCGUGUAUUUCUCUGACGCGAUCACUGAUGAAAAUGAAGAAAUAUCUCCGUCUAACUUAAAAGAUAAGGACGUCAGUGUUAGUGAGAUAAAAAGCGACCCAGAGGGAGGUGUGUCCAAAAAGCGGGUGAGGUUUUUGCCUGAAGGAUGUUUAGUUAAUGUACGUGAAAUACCAGCAAGGAGUGAAAGCCCGUCAAAUAGAUCUGAAAGCUCUAGCGGCGACUCCGAUUCUGAAUCGGAUGACUUCAGUUAUGAGUCUGAUUCAGACAAUGAAAACGACGACGACGGUUGUUUAAGGGCGCCAUCUUCGCCGUUAACUGACACAACAAUAUUGAGAUCGGCCACCGUAAUCAGUGAAACGUCGAAAUUCACAGUGUCACGCAAAGUGGGAAAGCCAGUAUCCAGACAUUCUGAAACGGCUGUUAUAAGAAGUGAGCAUUUGACUACACAAACUAGCUCUAGUCCUGCUCAGAUACGAACAAAACAUAAAUCUAAACCUCGUAUAAGAACUCGCCAGGCAAGUAAACCUGUUGAAACCGAACUAAACGACAAUAAGCCCAUUGCUAAUGUAAAAAGGCGGAAGCCGGCAAAGAAAACCACAUUAUCUCUAGAAAAACAGCUGAACCAACGCCAGUCGUUUGCUAAACUGGCAUCCCGCCAGCAGUCUGCUAAAAAUGUAAACAGACGGGCGUCUCAUAAAACUGCUAAUGGCGCUGAUAUAAUGUUUGCACAACGAAGAAUCAGCAGUGCCAGAUCAGAUAGUCGAUCUACCUCAAAGAAUGGCAAUUUGGCAGCAGUUUCUCGUACCUUACUACCAGUUUUGCACACAGCAGUAGAUGCUCACCGCGACACGCAAGACGGUCACAUAAUAACGACACUACAAUUGCUUUCUGUCGGAAAUGUACAGUCAGUCAAUGGGUUCACAUUCCCAGCCCAUCAAACGUCAAUAGUUCAUUUCCCGCAGAUUCUACUGAACAACGAUAAACAGCAGUCCAUCAUUCUCCCAGCAUUGAACAAAGGAGAUAUCAAUCGACAAGCUUCUAAAGAAUAUCACUUCCAGCAAACAUACGAUGAUACAAACAACACGCAAGUGACAUUACGGCCAUCUAGUAGCAAUAAACGGUCUUAUGCAUGGCAGAUGGCCAAUGGGAACGUUCCAGUAUCUCUCCAGAGCACGCCAAGCAUUGCACAGCUCUGGGACAACGAACAUGAAGUUUCUGGGCGUCUUUUUACAAAUGCUUACCAGUCUGCUUCUGUGGCAAGAGUCAUAUCUAGUAACAUUGUUAGAAAAUUAUAG
Candidula unifasciata is the source of this 1365-nucleotide messenger RNA. The record is from the annotation of a GenBank genome assembly. NCBI's taxonomy places the organism in Eukaryota, Metazoa, Mollusca, Gastropoda, Stylommatophora, Geomitridae.